Molecule: messenger RNA, 5645 nt
Organism: Closterium sp. NIES-67
Lineage: Eukaryota; Viridiplantae; Streptophyta; Zygnematophyceae; Desmidiales; Closteriaceae
Source: the annotation of a GenBank genome assembly
GAUAGAUCUUGAGAAGAUCUUUCUGAGGCAACAAGAAUCGCUUCAAUCGGAGCAAGAACGCGAAAGCUAUGAAGAUUCAAAGUUCAUGAGCUUGCGUUACAAUUGCGGCGGUUACAAAGUGAAGUUGUGGGGUGACUUUAUAUGGAGUUGGGACCUUUGGGGGUUGGGGAAAUUUAUCACUCUACUGUAACAGCUGCAAAUUGGUUGGGAACAACCAAGCUAGGUUGGCAAGGGUGGCCAACUUGGAUGGAUUUGUUGGGAACGGACAAAUGUCAAAGUUGGGGUUCCUAUAGGGAGGGAAUCUUUGUGCUUAUGGGGUUUCCUUGGUUGGGGACUCUCUUGGGACCUUCCCUCUCAUCCCUCUCUUUCUAUCCCAACCUUUCUCUUGCUCCUCUAAUUCCUUGUGAGAUUCUUGAACUUUGAUUGAACUCUUGAGAUUGAGUUAAGUUCUCCUCCUACAGCUUACCCCCUAGUGCGUCGAAAGCCAUAGCGUCGCGAAUACUUCAUCAAUCAACAUGAUUCAAAUUGGGAACGGUAGCUGAGAUUAAGAGCUACAACAUAUCCAAGUUUCGCGACAUUCCAACGGCUAGUUUUUCGUCGACGUCGUUUCUUGUGAAGACGACUUUUCUGUCCAGAAUUUCGGAUUUAUAUUUUGAGUAAUUCUAGCUCCUAAGUUCACCUAGACUCCGUCCUUAAUCCUAACAAGUGGUAUCAGAGCGAUAUUAAGGACAUUGAGAGGAGUCUACAGAAGUUUGAAGACCCUUCUAGACCCACCAUGGCCUGUGGGUGUGCCUAAGUGGUGUUCUAAAGGUUGGAUGUGUCUGCCGCUAAGGGGAAACUCUGCCGAAAUUUCGUGGACGCCGACACUUGUGAAAAUAUCGAGGGAGCUGAGUGUGGACAGCAAAGGGGAGCUGAAAUUCGUCAUUUCUCAAGGAGAAGAUGAAUUAGAGAGGAGGAGAUGCUAAUGGAAGAGGAGCUGUAGCUGAGAAGAUAAGUGAGCCACCGCCAUCAAAAGUUGACGCUUUGGAUGGCUCCAACUAUGAGGAAUGGAGCGGGCGGAUGAGGAGUGCCUUCAAACGCUACAAGCUCCUGAAGAUUGCUGUUGGGGAGGAGAAGAUGCCGGAAGAAGGCGAAGCACGCGAACGGUGGAUUGAGAAAAGCGCGGUGCUUUUCGACCUCAUCCUUCAAUCGAUCAACAAGGAGAUGUUCGAGCACAUCAAGGAUCUUGUGGAAGCGGAUGAUUCGGGUCCAAGGGCGUGGAAACUACUACGCGAUGUGAUUCAGCCCAACACUCUCCCGAUGGUGAUCGUGCUCGAGAAGGAACUUGCUGUCAUCUCCAUGCGACUAGGGGACGAUGUGAAGCCGGUCCUUGACAAGAUCAAGGACACCUAUGCAAGGAUGGCAGCAGCGGGCAGCAGUGUAUCUCAGCUGCAGCAGUGCACCAAGAUCAUCUCGGUGUUGGACAACUCUUGGGACAACCUCAUCCCCACCCUCAACUCUCAGCAAGAUCAAUGGACACCUGAGUGGCUAAGGCAGCAGAUUCUGCAGGAGGACUUCCGUAGACGCCAUGUGGGAGGCGGUGCUGCCACGAAGACUGCUGAGGGGUAUGGAGCUGCAGGGCGCGGCAAAGGAAGAGGGGGUUGGAGAGGCCGAGGCCGUGGGAGGAGCUUUGGCAGAGGUAGAGGCCGAGGUGACUAUAAUGAGGGGCAUGGAAGCUCCAGUGGCAGGGGGAGUACCAGAAUGGAGGGCACCUGCUGGUACUGCAAGAAGAUAGGGCAUCCUUGGUUCAAGUGCUUCAGCAGGCCGGAGGGAUGGGCACCUCCAGGCAUGAAGCCGCCUAGUGGUGAACGCGCACAAGGUGGCGCUGUGCAAGGCUCAGGUGCACAAGGUGAAGGUGCACAAGGUAAUGCCUAUCCUGGUUUGUUUCUUAUGGUAAAGGAUGUGCAUGGGCAUGAGGGUGACGUGGGAUCUGUGGGAAAGGUUGUGAUGCACCCUCUCACGCACUGGGUGAUUGAUUCAGGUUGCACCAGUCACAUGACCCCACGGGCAGAUUUGCUUGAUGAGGUAAAACCCCCUGGGAAGAUCAAGUAUGUGGCAGCAGCGUCAGGUGCUUUGCUCCCUGUCAUUGGUGUUGGAAAUGCCAAGGUUAAGGGAGCUAAUGGGGAGCUUGUGGGGCUUGGGAAUGUUCUGCUGAUUGAAGGCUUGUCUGCUAACCUUCUCUCUGUGCGACGACUGCAGAAGAGCAAGGCCGAAGUGACCUUUGGACCAACCAGCUGCCGUGCUAAGCUUGGGAAGAAGGUGCUGUGGAGUCUGGAAGAGGAGACCAGCUGCAUCAAGGACCUGUGGCAGCUGCCCAUCAUCCCUUGGAAUGGGAAGACUCCAAGAGCAGCAACGGCAGCAGCGGCAAAGGCAACUGCAGGAGGAGAUGCAACUGCACCAACUGAUGGGGUCCUGGAAGCAGUCAAGAAAGUGCAGCAGCAGCAGACACAUGGUGAGGUGCUUGCUGGUGUGGAUGCGAGUGCGGCAUGGGCUAAGGCUUCAUCAAGGAGUGGUGAGGCCGAUUGGAAGACAUGGCAUGAGAGGCUGUGUCAUGUGAACUUCCCUAUGCUGCAGAAGUUGGUGAAGGAUGGGAGCCUGAAGGGCUUGGAGGUGAAAGGGGGAGUGAAGGAGAUUGAGAGCUGCCCUACAUGCUUGGAGACCAAGUUCUCCAAGUUCCCCUUCAACAGCACUACAGGACCAGCCAAGACCCCACUUGCACUUGUGCACAUGGAUGUGGUGGGGCCCACAAGAGCCCCUUCCCUCUCAGGCAGCCGCUAUUUCUUGACAAUUAUGGAUGACCACACUCGGGCAGUGUGGGUUUACCCUUUGAAGAGCAAGAGGGAGGUGGCAGCGGCUGUCCUUAAGGAGUGGAUGCCUAGAGCUCAGAGGGAAUGCGGACACAAGGUGAAGAUGAUCCGUAGUGACAAUGGUGGGGAGUUCAUUGGAGCUGAUUUUGAGGGGGAGUUGAAGAGGAAGGGGAUCCAACAUCAACUGACAGUGCCCUACAACCCGCAGCAGAAUGGCGUGGCUGAGAGGUUCAACAGGACCCUGCAGGAGGGGGCACGCACUCUCCUUGGGAGUGCAGGGCUGCCUGAUCCGUUUUGGGUGUCUGCACUGAGGCAGGUCGCCCUUGUGAAGAACAGGGUGCUGGCUACAGUUGGAGAUAAGGAGUGGAUCCCGUAUGUCAAGUGGUAUGGGAGUGCUCCAGCUGUGAACAUGCUGAGGGCAUUUGGGUGCAUGGUGGUGUUUCAUGUGCCUAAGGAGAAAAGGGGGAAGUUGGAGGCUUCUGGAAGAUGGGGUGUGCACUUGGAGAUUGCAAAGGAUCACAAGGGGUGGCUGCUAUGGGACUUGACCACCCAGAAGUUGACAGUGUCAAGGGAUGUGAAGUUUCUUGAGUCCCUGUACUACAAGGAAUGGAAGCAGCAACAACAGAAGCUUCCAUCUACACCGCUCAUUGUGGAGGCAGAUGAGGUGCAGCAGCCUUCAAGACAGGUGGAGGUUGCAGUGUUAGAGGAGGAGAUGUUUGGGGUGACUGAGGAAGGGGGAGCAGCUGAAGUAGAGCAGCAGCAGCAGCAGCAGCAUGAGUCUCCACCUCGAGUUCCACACCCGCUUGAGUGUCCUAGGAGGGAUGUGCGCCCUCCAGUGAGGCUGACCUAUGGGGGAAGAGGCAAGCCGAAUGUGGUGCAGGCUGGGAGUGUGGUUGAGCAGAUUGAGGAAGAUGAGAUCGCUCACUGCUACUGGGCACCAAUCCCUGAGCCCAAGACUCGAGAGGAGGCUUUGAAUGGACCAAAUGGGGAGAAGUGGAAGGCGAGUGAGGAUGAGGAGUUCGGGUCCCUAAUUGAGAACGAGACAUGGGACCUGUGUGACUUGCCUCUUGGAAAGAAGGCAAUCACUUCCAAGAUGAUCUACAGGCACAAGUAUGGACCUGAAGGGGAGCUGACCCGCUACAAGUCUAGGCUUGUGGCACGGGGGUUUCAACAGACAAAGGGGAAGGACUAUGAUGAGGUGUUUGCUCCUGUGGGGAAAGGAACAACACUGAGGGUGCUGUUGGCGAUAGCUGCACUCCUGGGAUGGAAGAUACGGCAGAUGGACAUUGUGACUGCCUUUCUGAAUGGGAUCAUUCUGGAGGAGGUGUACAUGAAGCAGCCAGAGGGGCUGGAUGAUGGGAGCGGCAGGGUCUGCAGGCUGAAGAAGGCCAUCUAUGGCCUUAAGCAGGCGCCUCGUGCAUGGUAUCACAAGUUGGAGGAGGCGCUGUUGGCUGGGGGUUUCAAGAAGAGUGAGUGUGACCCCAGCCUGUUCCUGCUGCAGGAGAAGGAUGAAAUCCUCAUGUUCUUGGUGUAUGUGGAUGAUAUCCUUCUCUUUUCUGCAUCCACUGCUUUGCUGGACAGCGCAGAGCAGAUGCUGGAGAUGCAGUUCAAGUGCUCCAAGAUGGGUGAGUACAUGGCCUUACACCAUGGGGCCAAGGAAGUAGUGUGGCUAAGGCGUUUGUUGGAGGAGUUGGGAGUUGGUCAGGAGAAGACGACAGUUGUGUUUUGUGACAAUGAGUCCGCUGUGAAGCUCGCCAAGAAUGCUUGUCUGCAUGGGCUGACAAAACACAUAAGGCCUAAGUGGCAUUGGGUGAGGAGACUCAUUGAUAAGGAGGUGCGGCUGGAGAUAGUGAAGACCCAUCAGCAGGCAGCAGAUAUUUUCACCAAGCGUCUGGCGGAGGCGGAUCAUUGGAAGGGCAUGAAGCUUGCUGGGAUGAGUGUGCAUUGAGUAUGCAUGCUUGAGAUGUUGGUAUGGUGGUUGAUGGUUGGCAGCCAGAGGGGGAGAUUGUUGUGUGAUGUCAUCAUAUGCUAUCACAUUCUGUCUGCCUCUCAUCUCUUGUUUCAAUUCGUAUGUAUGGUUUGACUGUGUGUGAAAGAAUUUGUGUGUGGUGUGUUCUGGAGUUUGAGAAUGUGUUUUGUGUUAUUCUUUUUGAGCAGGUAUUUGUGAUGAUAGAUCUUGAGAAGAUCUUUCUGAGGCAACAAGAAUCGCUUCAAUCGGAGCAAGAACGCGAAAGCUAUGAAGAUUCAAAGUUCAUGAGCUUGCGUUACAAUUGCGGCGGUUACAAAGUGAAGUUGUGGGGUGACUUUAUAUGGAGUUGGGACCUUUGGGGGUUGGGGAAAUUUGUCACUCUACUGUAACAGCUGCAAAUUGGUUGGGAACAACCAAGCUAGGUUGGCAAGGGUGGCCAACUUGGAUGGAUUUGUUGGGAACGGACAAAUGUCAAAGUUGGGGUUCCUAUAGGGAGGGAAUCUUUGUGCUUAUGGGGUUUCCUUGGUUGGGGACUCUCUUGGGACCUUCCCUCUCAUCCCUCUCUUUCUAUCCCAACCUUUCUCUUGCUCCUCUAAUUCCUUGUGAGAUUCUUGAACUUUGAUUGAACUCUUGAGAUUGAGUUAAGUUCUCCUCCUACAGCUUACCCCCUAGUGCGUCGAAAGACAUAGCGUCGCGAAUACUUCAUCAAUCAACAUGAUUCAAAUUGGGAACGGUCAACCUAACGUUCUUGCCGGCAUCGGACAUGACCCUCGCGCUCUACCUGGUGUACGUCAUCCAACGCAAGGCCUCCUUGUCGGUGGUUCAGCUCA